CCGGGCUGCAGCCGCCGCCACGGCCGCCGCGGGCGCGCAUUGUGCGGAGAAGCGGCAGAUGCUAGCAGCGCCGGCCGCACGCGCGUCGGCCUCCUCGCGCAGAGGCUCGCCCCGCCGCCUGCCCGGCCCCCGCGCCUCCCCCUGUGCGGGCUGGGCGCCGAGGAGGGCCGGCAUGGCCUGAGUGUCGGCGGCGCCUCGGCCGAGCAGCGGGAUUGCGACAUGGGGAACCAGGACGGGAAGCUGAAGAGGAGCGCAGGUGAAGCCUUGCACGAAGGCGGAAGCGGCGCCGAGGAUGCCGUUGGGCCCAGGGAUGUGGAAGCCACAAAGAAGGGGAGCGGGGGCAAGAAGGCGCUGGGCAAGCACGGCAAGGGGGGAGGGGGCGGCGGCGGGGGGGAGCCGGGCAAGAAGAAGAGCAAGUCGGAAUCCAGAGCCUCCGUGUUCUCCAACCUGCGGAUCAGGAAGAACCUGUCCAAGGGGAAGAGCACCGGCGGCUCCCGCGAGGACGUGCUGGACCCCCAGGCCCUGCCGACCGGGGAGCUGGACAGCGCGCACUCUCUGGUCACCAAGACGCCAGACCUCAGCCUCUCGGCAGACGAGACGGGCCUGUCGGACACCGAGUGUGCCGACCCCUUCGAGGUAACCCGUCCGAGGGACCAUGGACCCGCGGAGGCUGGGGGUGGGGGCAGGGUGGUCUUGGAGGGUUUGGAGACCGCCGCGGGGACGCAGGAUGGACAAAGGACCAGUUCGGGCUCGGACACGGACAUCUACAGCUUUCACUCGGCCACGGAGCAGGAGGACCUGCUUUCAGACAUUCAGCAGGCGAUCCGCCAGCAACAGCAGCAGCAGCUGCUGCUGCUCCAGGGCCCCGAGGAGCCUGCGGCGCCCUCCACAGCCGCCUCCCCCCAGCCCGGGGCCUUCCUGGGCCUGGACCAGUACUUGCUGGGGUCCAGCAGCGCAGCCGGGGGGCCCCCUCGCAGUCCGGACACGGAGCAGGCGGUGCCUGCGCGCUCUGACCUGCCCGGCAGCCUGGUCCCCGAGCCCCGGGCGCCCGAGCAGCCCUCGCCCCCCGGCGGCCCCGGAGCCUCAGCGGAGCCCGGCCUGCCCGUGGGCCAGCCCGCGGCCGCAGACUCGCCCUCCUCCACCGCCUUCGCGUUCCCCGAGUCCUCGCCGGGAGAGGGCUCGGCCGCAGCCGCCGGGCCAGGGGCUGGGGACACUGACGAGGAGGGCGAGGAAGACGCAUUUGAGGAUGCCCGCCGAGACUCUCCGGGGGAGGCGUGGGGCCUGGGGGCGGGAGAGGGGCCCCCGGCGCCGGGGGCAGAGCCCGAGGGGGAGCCCGGCAGGCCCAGCGCCCCGGCGGCGGCCUCCCUGCCCAGCAGCCCCGCGCCCAGCCCGCGCUGCUUCAAGCCCUACCCGCUCAUCACCCCCUGCUACAUCAAGACCACCACCCGGCAGCUCAGCUCGCCCAACCACUCUCCCUCCCAGUCCCCCAGCCAGAGCCCCAGGAUCAAGAGGCGGCUGGAGCCCUCCCUGAGCCGGGGGCCCAGAGCCGCCCUGGUCUCGGCCGCCGCUCCAGCCAAGAAGCACCGGGCUGACGGCGGCCUCGCCUGCGGCCUCAGCCGCUCAGCGGACUGGACCGAGGAGCUGGGCAGCCGCGCUCCCCCGGCCGGGGGCUCUGCGCACCUGCUGGAACGCGGGGCGGCCUCGGAGGGGAGUGGGGGGGCGCCCGCGGCGCAGGCCGCCAAGGUGUCUGGGGCCCCGGCGGCUGCUGAUGGUUUCCAGAACGUGUUCACAGGGCGGACUCUGCUGGAGAAGCUCUUCAGCCAGCAGGAGAACGGGCCUCCAGAGGAAGCCGAGAAGUUUUGCUCCCGGAUCAUUGCCAUGGGUCUCCUACUUCCCUUCAGUGACUGCUUCCGGGAACCGUGUGAUCAGAACACCCAGUCCAGUUCAGCUCCGUUUGAUCAAGAUCAACUUUACACCUGGGCUGCGGUCAGUCAGCCCACUCACUCACUGGACUACACGGAAGGGCAGUUUCCCAGGCGAGCCUCGUCCGUUCGGCCACCAUCGAAGCCUCCUGAUGAAGAACACGGGCCGAAGGAUGCUGAAAAAGGGGAAGAUGGAGAAUCUCAGUCUGCUGUUUUGGAAACUCCAAAAAAAAGUUCAGAUGCUGUUGAGCGGGAAGUUCUUGACAUGAAGUCUGAAGGACAAGCAACUGUCAUUCAGCAGCUGGAACAGACCAUCGAGGAUCUGAGGACCAAGAUAGCCGCACUGGAGAAGCAGUACCCUGCCCUGGAUGUGGACGUGGCCAGUGGCCAUCACGGGGCUCAGAACGGAUUGGCACCCUUAGAAGGUGUCUGUCUUGAAGCUCUCAGGUUAGGAGAAAAGGAUGUACGGCAUGAAAGGAUUUUACAGGCAAAGUCCAUCCAGACGUCCCCGACGGAAGAGGGUGGGAGACCAACACUGCCUCCUGUUUAUGCACUACCGGAGUGUCCUCCCUGCCCCCCAGGGCCUGAACAUGGAGACUCAGCUCUGCCCUCUUCACCUUCUGGACCUCAGACAAAGUUCUGCUCAGAGAUCUCUCUGAUUGUGUCUCCAAGGCGAAUAUCAGUACAGCUUGACACACAUCAACCCACCUUGCCUCCACCACCUCUGUCCCUUCCCUGGUCUGACAAUCAAAGACAGGCCGGGUCACAACCUUCCCAUCCUUCUCUUCAUACUGAGUUUGAAACCAGCCAGCAACACUCUGUUUUCUCUUCCUUUGAAAACAGCCAUAGCAUCCAACCCUCACCACCUCUGCCUUGUAUAGAGUCUUCUGGCUCCAUGCCUGGAGUGGGCAUGAUGCUCCACCCACCUCCCCCUCUCCCUGGCACAACAGGGCCUGCUCCUCCCAGUACAGCCAUCCCCCCGCCUCCUCCUCUGCCUGGUACAGAAAUGCUACCACCUCCUCCUCCCCCUUUGCCUGGUGUGGGAAUACCUCCUCCCCCUCCUCUUCCUGUAGUGGGGAUACCUCCUCCCCCUCCUUUGCCGGGUGAGGGAAUACCUCCUCCUCCUCCCCUGCCAGGUGAAGGAAUACCUCCUCCCCCUCCUUUGCCAGGUGAGGGAAUACCUCCUCCCCCUCCUUUGCCAGGUGAGGGAAUACCUCCUCCCCCUCCCCUUCCUGGAGUGGGGAUACCCCCUCCCCCGCCUCUUCCCGGAGUGGGGAUACCCCCUCCCCCGCCUCUUCCCGGAGUGGGGAUACCCCCUCCCCCGCCUCUUCCCGGAGUGGGGAUACCCCCUCCCCCGCCUCUUCCCGGAGUGGGGAUACCCCCUCCCCCGCCUCUUCCCGGAGUGGGGAUACCCCCUCCCCCGCCACUUCCCGGAGUGGGGAUACCCCCUCCCCCGCCUCUUCCCGGAGUGGGGAUACCCCCUCCCCCGCCUCUUCCCGGAGUGGGGAUACCCCCUCCCCCGCCUCUUCCCGGAGUGGGGAUACCCCCUCCCCCGCCUCUUCCCGGAGUGGGGAUACCCCCUCCCCCGCCUCUUCCCGGAGUGGGAAUACCUCCUCCCCCUCCCCUACCAGGUGAAGGAAUACCUCCUCCCCCACCUCUUUCCCAAAUGGGAAUACCUCCUCCCCCUCCUUUGCCUGGACUUGGGAUUCCUCCACCUCCUCCUCUGCCAGGUAUGGGGAUCGCAUCUGUUCCAGCUCCCCCUGCCACUUCUGGGACAGGCAUUCCCCCACCCCCUCUUCUUCCUGGAUCAGGCCCUCCCCUACCCCCUCAAGCUGGAAGUAGCACUUUAUCAGCACCACAAGUGUGUGGCUUUCUUCCUCCUCCGUUGCCAGCUGGCUUGUUUGGAUUGGGGCUCAACCAAGACAGAGGGAGUAGGAAGCAGCCAGUAGAGCCUUGUCGGCCCAUGAAGCCUCUGUAUUGGACGAGAAUUCAACUUCAUAGUAAAAGAGACACCAGUGCUUCACUUAUUUGGGAAAAAAUUGAAGAGCCAUCCAUAGAUUGUCAUGAAUUUGAGGAAUUAUUUUCUAAAACUGCUGUGAAGGAGAGGAAAAAACCUAUUUCUGACACCAUCGCGAAGGCCAAGGGUAAACAAGUGGUCAAGUUAUUAAGCAACAAAAGAUCACAAGCAGUUGGAAUAUUAAUGUCUAGCCUUCAUUUAGAUAUGAAAGAUAUACAACAUGCUGUUGUGAACUUGGACAAUUCUGUGGUUGAUCUGGAGACCCUUCAAGCUCUCUAUGAGAAUAGAGCACAGUCAGAUGAACUGGAAAAAAUUGAGAAGCACGGCCGGUCCUGCAAAGACAAGGAGAACGCCAAGUCUCUGGACAAGCCGGAACAGUUCCUUUAUGAACUGUCCUUAAUCCCCAACUUCUCAGAGCGAGUCUUUUGUAUUCUGUUCCAGUCCACGUUUUCAGAAAGCAUUUGCUCAAUUCGUCGCAAACUGGAGUUGCUGCAGAAAUUGUGCGAGACAUUAAAAAAUGGCCCAGGGGUUAUGCAGAUCCUGGGUUUGGUUCUUGCUUUUGGCAACUACAUGAACGGUGGGAAUAAGACUCGAGGACAGGCAGAUGGCUUCGGAUUAGACAUUCUUCCAAAGCUGAAAGAUGUCAAAAGCAGUGACAAUAGCAGAAGCCUUUUGUCAUAUAUUGUUUCCUAUUAUCUUCGAAACUUUGAUGAGGAUGCUGGAAAAGAACAGUGCGUUUUUCCACUGCCAGAACCCCAGGACCUUUUUCAGGCCUCACAGAUGAAGUUUGAAGAUUUCCAAAAAGAUCUCAGAAAACUAAAGAAAGACUUGAAAGCCUGUGAGGUGGAGGCAGGGAAAGUAUUCCAGGUGUCCUCAAAAGAGCACAUCCAGCCCUUCAAAGAAAACAUGGAACAAUUUAUCAUUCAAGCUAAAAUUGAUCAAGAGGCAGAAGAAAACUCACUGACAGAGACUCAUAAAUGCUUUUUGGAGACUACAGCCUAUUUCUUCAUGAAGCCAAAACUUGGAGAAAAGGAGGUGUCCCCAAAUGUUUUCUUCAGUAUCUGGCAUGAAUUCAGCUCUGACUUUAAAGACUUUUGGAAGAAAGAGAACAAACUCAUUCUACAAGAAAGAGUAAAAGAAGCCGAAGAGGUCUGCAGGCAGAAAAAGGGAAAAUCACUUUAUAAAAUAAAACCAAGACAUGACUCUGGAAUUAAAGCAAAGAUAAGCAUGAAAACCUGAACAAUGAGAAGCAGAAUAAAUAUGAGUCACUGUAACCACUUCCACAAAAUUCAGCUGACCUGAGGACGGGAAGGAAACUACAUCAUUUUGUUCAUUUUUCCUCUUGACCUCUUGCAUAAUCUUUGUGUUUUCUAAACAGUUCACUGAUUGUUGAAUUUUACUGUAUAUUCAUGAAAAUGCAAAAGCAGUAGACCAGUGGAGAAUUUGACACCUUUUCAUUUUUGUAAAGUUUAUGGUAUCAUAUCGAUAGACCAAAACAACAGCAUGUAUAAGAGGCAAUAUUUCCAUUAAUGCUGAACAUGCUAAAUGUUAACCUAAAAUUUACUUUUGUGACAAUAUUCCUUGUCCCAGCAAACCACUUUCCUUUCUACUGACAACCAGUACUCCCUAUCACUGCAUUUAGAUUUAUGGUUAAAAUGUUAUUUCUAGUGAAUCGUUUGUAUCAGUUCCAUGUCUACAUAUAAAUUUUCUAUUUUAAAAUUUAAGUACCAUUUAUAUAUCAUGAUCAAGGCUUUCCCAAUUCUUGGGUUGCUCUCCCUAACUAUAUAUUUGUGAAAGAAGAUUAUCAUUUUUUACUCAAGUCAGAUAAUGAAUAGAAGAAAUAUAGCAAAAGAGGUAAGCCCUUUCCUAUAAAUCAUCUAAUAUAGGCAGGAAUCAGAGUUUUAAGUUUAAUGAGGGCUUUUAUCGGCCUGUUGUUGAGACCCUAUAUAAAGCUAAUGUUCAACUAAAAUAACCUAAAGGUGUGCCUCUGUAUAACUUUACCAUUGGCCUUCACAAAGAGAACAUGACUCCAUAUUUUGAAGGAAUUUAAUAAACGAUGCUCAUAAAGUUGCCAAACAUGACUAACUGUUGGCCAAAAAAAGGGGGUGAGAAAGUGAGUUUUUGGAUGGAUUGACAUCUGUUAAUUAAACAUACCUGCCUGAGUAUUUUUACAUGAUUGGGAUUGUCUUUAUGUGUUAUAGCAGGUGAUUAAAGGCUGUAAAAUGAGUAUAUAAUGAUUUGUUAUCUGAAGGAGCUUAGGAAAGGAUUUUCUUUUAUUUCGCUUUGAGGGGUAAAAAAAAAAAAAAAAGUAAAUCUCCCACUCUUCGUGAGAGUACGUUAACAUCGUCUCAUGACGCGUCGUGAUGGUUUUGUCUAACAGUAAUAGGCGGGUUUUUAAAAAUUCUUUUGAUAUUUGUUGGAGGUUAUGGUGGUUGAUAUUUCUCGCUAUUGGAAACCAACUGAAAAGAGAAAAUGUUCCAACUCAUAACUACGUUUGCAUUUAUGUAAAGUACGGUCUCUUUUAGUUUGUAGUUUAAGUGCACAGAAACAGUAGUGGACUUGGGUUGUCGUUUUGUAGUCUUCGGUCUCCUUCAGCUCCUCUGAUGUGUAUAUUCCCAUUCUUCACUGAAAUAAUAGGGCAUUUAACAAAGAUCGCUAUGUGCAAUACUGUAUUUAGUGUUUCUAUUUCAAUUUUUCUAGGAUGUUAAUUUAUAUGAAAAUAAAAUGAAUAAUAAAAGA
Messenger RNA from Lutra lutra (Eurasian river otter), 6678 nucleotides. It is a transcript of the gene FMN2, whose product is annotated as formin 2. Gene Ontology annotation, cellular component: cytoplasm; endoplasmic reticulum membrane; nucleus. The coding region runs from base 220 to 5178 and encodes 1652 amino acids. Gene Ontology annotation, biological process: intracellular transport. Lineage: Eukaryota; Metazoa; Chordata; Mammalia; Carnivora; Mustelidae. The record is from RefSeq and is a predicted model, not a curated record. The transcript is spliced from 19 exons.